UUUGGUCUGUCGGCACUUACACGGAAACUGUAAACACGAGUGUUCGCGAUUCACUGAAACUGUGUAAUUAUAAGUUUGGAUAGGUGACAACUCCUCACAUGUACAGCAUGGAUAUCUUAAACGGUAGUCAACCUGCUUUUCCAGGUCAACCAUUUAAUGGAGGCAAAACUAACACUGUUUUUGAAGCGGUCGAUCCGUCCACUCUCGACGAUGAUUCGGACGACGAUGAAAUUACUGCAGCGAAGUGCACAAAACCCGGAAAGAAAACGAAGGGGCGUGUAAAGAUAAAAAUGGAAUUUAUUGAAAACAAACUCAGGCGUUAUACAACCUUUAGCAAGCGUAAAACUGGGAUCAUGAAAAAGGCCUACGAGUUGGCCAUCCUGACAGGGACCCAGGUCAUGUUGCUGGUCGCCAGUGAGACAGGUCACGUGUACACGUUUGCUACACGCAAGCUGCAGCCCAUGAUAACCAGCGAGAGUGGAAAAGCCCUCAUUCAGACCUGCCUCAACUCGCCUGACCCCCCGCCUGUAGCUCCCGGUCAGCAGCAAGCCGUGGAUCAGAGGAUGAACCCAGGUGGCUUUGAGGAGACCGAAUUUACAUGCUCCGUCGACGAAGAAAAUGAAAAGAUGAUGUUUGAGACAGCGAGUGGAAAGCCCCUGUACACCAUAACAUCCUCGGGUACUAGCGAUGCACAGGUGUAUAUGCAGGCCACGUCCACACCUCAGGGGGUCACCUCGCAGCAGAGCCAUCAGACACAGGUGCAGUCCCAGCCAGUCGUGAGUUCAAGUCCGGUUGUGACCAGCAAAAACCAGCACACCCAGAACAGCAUAGCAGUACACAUGCCAGGGCUCCCUCAAGGCUUCUUUCUUCAACCAGGCACAUUCACCAUACAGACAACACAGACUGGUAGCUCCACUCCCUCCCAGCAGACUGUGUACCGUAUACCAGGGACCAGUCAACAAAUCAUCACAAGUGGACCUUUAUUGACCACCAACCAGAACCCUCAAACACUGACCAAUGGCAGCCCAGCGACAUCCCCGUGUACUGUCAGUCUUGUAUCCCAAGGCAACCAGCAGACCAGCCCUGCCCUGACCCCCAGUGUGUUCAUGUACCAGACCCCCCAAGGUAUGGUGUACUCCACCGGCUCCCUCCCGGACAAGUUCAACUUCCAACAGGUCACCUCACAAGAUAGCGCAGGUAACCACUGGCAGGGUCAGACGAGCGUCCACGGACAGCCUAUUAUCAUCCCCAUGCCAGUGUCUAUGCCAGCUGGGUCUCAACAGGUGUUGCAAUUUUCCACAGAGUCAGUGCCUGUUACUGAGGUGUCUCAACCAGUGAUUGGGGCUAAGAAGAGGAAAGUUUAGUAGAACUGUUUGGUUUUAUUGUUUAGUGCAUUGCCACUGAGCUGGGAACCACGAAGACUUAAUAAAGCAGGUUUCCUGUAGUGUUGAGUGCAUUGCCACUGAGCUGGGAAGCAAAUAGACUUAGUAGAGCUGGUUCCCUGUAUUGUUUGGUGCAUUGUCAUGCAUUGUCACUGAGCUGGGAACCAAGAACACUUAGAAGAGCUGAUUUUCUGUAAUGUGUAGUGUAUUUCCACUGAGCUUGGAACCAAGAAGAUUGCGUAGCAGGAUUGGUUCCCACAUUGUUCAGUGAAUAUUUUAGGAAUCGGAAAUCAAACUGGAUAUGUUCCCUACAUAUUGUUGUGUUCUCUAGCUGGAAUGGGACUCAGUAGUACUGUUCUGGAGCAUUGGUUUCUAGCACGUACAGGUGCAUUCUCAAUGGUGCUAUAUGACACAGCCUGUCUCUGGAUCACUGGUUUGUGAACAUGACGGUCCAAUAGAAUCAUGUAGAGGCUAGGUGUGAGACUGGAAAGUGUCUUCAUAUCAACCUAUGGAUGUAUAGAUUACAACUUGUUUAUCAGGAUUGAUCAACUAUUCCACUCCAGCCUUCGAUGUGCGGAGGUGUCUGACCGUAUUUAUUUGCACGAAAUGUUAAAUAGCUUCAAACUUAUAUUGUGUUAGUGAAGUUAACUUGAGCAUGCAUGUGUAAAAUCUAAUGAUGAGCAGAAAUCACAUAUUUUAUUCUGCAGUGCCUUUUUUCACAAAAAAAAACAUUAUUUAAUUUCCAUGUUUAUAUGUAUCCGUCCAUCACGCUUUCGUUCAAGGAAUAUUGUUCAAUGUUAACUUAUUGUUCUUAAUGAAUUCAUAUUGUUUUCAAUUUAAAGUGCUAUAUCUGCAGCCUAUAAUGUAUUAUAUUGUCAAAAAUAAUGUCUUUAAUAAAUACUCAUUAAUAAAUUAUAUUUAUUAUUAAAAUGUUUACAAAUCCAAUGUUUAACUGUAAUUACCACUAUGUGCAUGUGGACCAUAUGUAAAAUUAACAUUGGAGUGCGUGAUCUUUUGUAAGCGCGAGUUCGAAUUUUACGAGUGCCAUUUAUGGACAAAAUGUCAUGCGUCUUAGUUGGUUGAUUAAUAUAUGUAUCAUUUGAAAAUUUGCAUUGCUUUAAACUUGUUCUUAAUAACUAAUUAUUCCAAAUAACAUGUUCUACUCAUUGAGUGCAAUAUAGCAAUGCUGUCUGUACCAGUCAGUCAGACUGUGUUGCUGUCUGUACCAGUCAGUCAGACUGUGUUGAUGUCUGUACCAGUCAGUCAGACUGUGUUGCUGUCUGUACCAGUCAGUCAGACUGUGUUGCUGUCUGUACCAGUCAGUCAGACUGUGUUGCUGUCUGUACCAGUCAGUCAGACUGUGCUGCUGUCUGUACCAGUCAGUCAGACUGUGUUGCUGUCUGUACCAGUCAGUCACACUGUGUUGCUGUCUGUACCAGUCAGUCAGACUGUGUUGCUGUCUGGACCAGUCAGUCACACUGUGUUGCUGUCUGUACCAGUCAGUCAGACUGUGUUGCUGUCUGUACCAGUUAGUCAGACUGUGUGCACAUUUUCAUGUUUUUUCACAGGUCAUUCACUGUCUGUGGCACUUGGAAUAUGGGCAGCUAUAAGAAUGGACGAACACUCAAGGACCAAACAUGUCGCAUUUUGAGAAAACUGGGCAUAAUGCAUGUGCGUAAAGUGUCGUCUCAGAUUAGCCUGUGCAAUCCGCACAGGCUCAUCAGGGACAACUCUUCCCGCUUUCAUGACAUUUUUCGUUAAAAUGAAGUCUUUUUUAGCAAAAAUCGAAUUUAGGCGGAAAUCGUCAUCCUUGAUUAGCCUGAGCGGACUGCACAGGCUAAUUUGGGGCGACACUACGCACAUGCAUUAUGCCCAGUUUUCUCAGAACACGACGCAAACUGACGUAGUGUCGUACUAAGUAGGGUUUAAUGUACAACAUCAUUAGACAAGAUAAGUAGAAAAAUGUCAAAAUUAUGACUGCAUCCGAGCGGCUUUGCAGGCUGGGAAAUGGUGGGCGGGAGUUGGGAAAUAUUUGCUGAGAACAAUUCUUUGCCCUGCAUGAAUUGACUUUCAAAUAACUUUCCAUAAGUAAUCAGCAUGGGACCCUAGUGUUACGUGCAAGAACCAUGUCACUAGAAAUAAGGUCAAUAUCGCUAAUAAAGGUCAAAAAUUAAUUUACUCAUGAGCACAUUAAGAAUUUUUAAAUGAAUUUGUAGACGUUGAAAGCAUACUGAGUUGCUCACAAUAUAAUCAAGUCUGUAGGUCAAAGGUCAAGGAAACAAUUUAAGGUCAAAGAUAAAAUAUGAGAAAUCAAUUGAGACUUUGUCCAAUUGUUACCUGAUUUUCCUUAAUGACAAGCAUUUUUGUGUGACAAUUUUAUCUGUUGUUUGUCAACUUCAGACUUUUCAUUUCAUUGCUUUAUUACAGUACUAUAUGUGCAAAGCUUAUUAUAACGUUAUUUUCUACACGUUUUCUACACAUUAAUGGACUAGACAAGCGAUGACACAUUCAUCAUGUUAAAGAUAUCUAGCCUUUCUAGUUUAUAAUUAAGUUGUUUCUUAGUGAGAAGUAAGUGAUACAAUUGUUGAAAGCAGUUACCGGUAUAUAGCUUUAUCAUACUUGUUAAGAUUUUCUUGUGCCUUUCAAACGUAAAUAUUUUUGUACAUUGUAACCUUUUGUUUGGUAUGUGUUAACUAGUUUUACAUUUUUAAUUGGAACAAUGCAUUUGUCCUUCUGGGCAUAUUUGACCAUAACAGCAUAAUUAUGUGAAGACAAUUGUUGUUCACGAUCUUUAAGAGUGUCUUCCAUGUGUAACAUAAUGUUUUGACUUGUUUGUGAAUUUUUUAAAUGUACAUACAAUAAAACAUGAACAAAUUAA
Messenger RNA from Dreissena polymorpha, 4260 nucleotides. Its product is annotated as serum response factor-like. Gene Ontology annotation, biological process: positive regulation of transcription by RNA polymerase II. Lineage: Eukaryota; Metazoa; Mollusca; Bivalvia; Myida; Dreissenidae. The record is from RefSeq and is a predicted model, not a curated record. Gene Ontology annotation, molecular function: DNA-binding transcription factor activity, RNA polymerase II-specific; protein dimerization activity; RNA polymerase II cis-regulatory region sequence-specific DNA binding. Bases 99 to 1364 code for a protein of 421 amino acids. The transcript is spliced from 10 exons.